AUGGCUCAGUUUCUGCGAGGAAAGCAAGCUGGUAUCCAAAAGGACCUGUCCGAGGGCUUGUCCCCGGACUUGUUCCUCUUGGACGAUUUUGCACGAUGUGGCGUCAAUUCGCAGAUUAGCGCUAUCGCAUACGACCCCGUACAAUCCCUCAUCGCGGUCGGCACUAGUGAUACCCAGUUCGGAAGCGGGCAGAUCUAUGUCUUUGGACAACGACGGGUUUCGGUGGUCUUUGAGUUCCCGCGAAAGGCCUCCGCACGGUUCCUUCGGUUUUGCGCCGACAAGCUGGUCAGCAUCGACUCCAGGAAUGAAAUUUGCAUAUACUCCUUGGCGACUGGACGCAUGGUGGUUUCCUAUGCGCCACCGGGCCAGGUGACUGCCAUGUUAACAGACCCGUGCCUGGAUUAUGCGUUUAUCGGCUUGCAGAAUGGUGAAAUUAUUGCGUACGACCUCGAUCGAGAGUCCUUGACGCCAUUCAGAGUUCCGAACUUGUGGUUGGAACGAAACCCCCGCGCACGUUUCUUCCCCGUCAUAUCUCUAGAGUUCUCUCCGCGAGAUAUUGGCAAGAUCCUAGUGGGAUAUCCAGAGGGAGCGGUGACGUUUACAUUCAAGCAGAAUAUUGCUCAAAAGUACUUUGUCUACGAGAUCCCUCCUGGGGCACCGGGUGGAGACUCCCUACCAGCCCACGACGUGCGCAGACCCAAAUUGACCAAAGCGAUCUGGCACCCCAACGGAAUCUUCGUUUUGACUGUCCAUGAAGACUCCAGUUUAGUGCUCUGGGAUACAAAGGAUGGCCGUAAACUUCAUGCCCGGACUGUCCAGACACCCAACGUCGACCAACCAGGUGGUGCUGGCAGACCAGGCUCACCUGGAGAGGCCCCUGGACCCAAAGAGCCGAUCACAAAGGUUAUUUGGUGCACCAAAGACAACCCGGAUGAAACUGGUCUUUUGGUGGCUGGUGGUCGACCAGCAGGUGACCAGACCAAGGGUCUCGUUUUCCUGGACAUGGGCCCAACCCCCAACUACCAGACGUCUUCCUGGCAAAUCUUGUCUACUUACUUCGAGCGGCCACGGCGACAAUUAAGCCUCUCAGUGCCACCGGGAGCUAAUGUUGUCGACCUUUGCCUCAUCCCCCGAUCCUCGCCCUACUUCAAUGGCGCCCAUGAUCCAAUCGCACUUAUCGCUAUGCUAUCCUCGGGUGAAAUUAUCACCCUGAGUUUCCCUAGCGGACACGCAAUCACCCCCACUAACAUGCUUCACCCAUUCCUCACUUUUGUUCAUCCCUUUGUAAACAAAGCUGUGCUUACUCCCGUUGAUCGGUCGGUAUGGCUUGGUCUGAAAGAGCGCCGGUUGCAGGGACCCAAAUUUGCGAUGGGCGGUGUAGAAGCGAAGAACCCUCUCAAGCGCUUUGAGAACCGCAAUGUUAUUUCGACUGCACACGCAGAUGGAACAGUCCGCGUCUGGGACUCUGGGCACGAUGAUGAAAUUGAGAACGGCGACGUGGUUCAAGUUGAUCUUGCCCGUGCCAUAGGCCGAGUCAGCAAUAUCGAAGUGACUGAAAUGUCUCUCGCCAGCGGGUCAGGCGAGAUGUCUAUUGGACUCAAGUCCGGAGAGGUUGUUGUCUUCCGAUGGGGCAACAACUCCUCAUACGGGCGUGAGGAGUCUCCUGGUGCCAACCAAGGGCCAGGCAAGCUGACACCAAUAACUAAGCGAACAGACCCUGGUCUCAAGACGGGAAUGCUACCUCUGACUCUCUUGGAUAUGCAACAAGGUCCGGUGACGGCGUUGAAGCAUGGGCUGGUUGGAUUUGUAGCAGCCGGUUACCAAGGUGGUGCUUUGGUGAUUAUUGACCUGCGCGGGCCCGCCAUCAUACAUACCGCACAUUUGCCAGAACUCCUUAAGGUACAGAAGCGAGGUGGUUUCCUCAAGAACCGUGGCUCUGAUGAAGUCCAUCCAGAAUGGGCCACCCAGAUCGAAUUUGGUGUUAUGACUUUGGACGGCGAAGGUAUCGUUCCCUCGGCUAACGAAUCAGGCCAAUGUACUAACCGUGUUCUAGACUACUCAAGCAUUUGCUGCUUCGUCGGCACAAAUAGGGGCAAUGUGGCAACAUUCAAGAUCCUUCCUGGUGUCAAUGGCACAUACGAAGCCGCCUUUGUUGGAUCAUCGGCCGUUGAAGAUAAAGUUAUCAGUGUCAUUCCCAUUGAUGCGGAAUCUGGUGGUCUUGCUUUGGCUACACCAAGUGCAGUCGGAGGCUUGAGGACUGGUGCGAAAAUUAAUGGUGUCGUCAUUGCCGUGACUGCCUCUGGCUGUCGAAUCUUCAAGCCCCCAGCAUCAAAGGGUGCCCACAAGUCAUGGGACGACUAUUUCUGCGACUCGGCAGCUGUCGUCAAGACUGAAGGGCGAGGUUACAGCCUGGUUGGCCUCUUCGGUGACGGCCACGCGCGAGCAUUCUCGAUCCCCGGUCUUCGAGAUAUUGGUCGCACCAAAAUUAGCCAUAUUGCGGACAUGCGACGCCUCUCGGAAUCUUGCAUCACCCCUACUGGAAAUAUCAUGACAUGGGUCGGCCCUUCAGAGAUCGGAAUGUUCAAUGUCUGGGGAGGUGGAAACGGACUGUAUGCGCCCCCCACCAAUUCGCUGAAUAGCGGUCCCAAUGCUGACCCUGCCCACAGACACGCUUCAAAUGACAAGCUUUACAACCCAGAAGCAGUGGUUCCCACGCGUCCUACCAUCACGAACGUCCAAUGGAUUUCCGGUACACAAUAUAUUUCGCCGGCUGACAUGGACAUUCUGAUCGGCGGCCCAGAACGACCACCAUCAAAGCGGAUGGUCGAACAAAUGAAAUUCGAAGAGCAAGAACGUCGAAAAGCCCUAAAAGAAGGACGAACCCCACCGAUAUCUGAACAGGGUAGCAGCCAGGAAGGCUACUGGUCUUACAUGUCACGUCAAGUCCAAGAACGCACAGAGCGUCUUGGUAUUGUCGGAGAUAGCAUGGACAGACUAGAGGAGAACAGCAGCGGCUUUGCUAACGACGUUAACAAAUACGUACAGUCACAAAAGAAGAAAGCUGUCCUUGGCGUGCUUGGCUCGAAGUUUGGCUUUUAG
Penicillium concentricum is the source of this 3099-nucleotide messenger RNA. RefSeq lists its product as uncharacterized. Gene Ontology annotation, molecular function: myosin II binding; GTPase activator activity; syntaxin binding. Gene Ontology annotation, cellular component: cytoplasm; plasma membrane. Gene Ontology annotation, biological process: regulation of protein secretion; regulation of exocytosis; establishment of cell polarity. The record is from RefSeq and is a predicted model, not a curated record. The coding region runs from base 1 to 3099 and encodes 1032 amino acids. The transcript is spliced from 5 exons. Lineage: Eukaryota; Fungi; Ascomycota; Eurotiomycetes; Eurotiales; Aspergillaceae.